AUGGACGCGUCCUCAACUGCCCAGGUGCCGAUUUCGGAGUUUCAAAGAUGCAAUUCGUGCCACACCAUGAAAUCAGUUGGAGAAGAACACUUCAAGGCUCGUGCCGAUGGAAAUUUAUUCAAGACAUGUGGCGAAUGCCUGGACAAGAAAAAGAAAGCUCGUUUGAACAAACUUAGACUCAGGAAUGCAAAUAAGGAGAAUCUUACGCAGGCUUCAGAAGAAGGCUCAGAUGACCGGAUACUGAGUCCCCCACUCGAAUAUGAGGACAGUGCUUUGUUCCAAGGCAUGAAAAUUGUCAAGCUUGAUGCCUUCGUUCAAACGUUGUUGAAAACUGGAGGCAAAAUCGACGUAGUCACCGCGAAAGUGAACGUAUCUGGGACGGAAGCGUCAAGUUCUCGCGACAUGGCCGACAAAGUUGCGAAGGCGAUUUGGGAAUGCUCCGGGUAUCGGUUCAUUUACCACAGCUUCUACAUGCACAAACUGUCGUUGUCCUCGAAGUUCCGAUACUACUGCGCACAGAUGUACUCACGCCAGCGAACCAAUAAGGAUUGCGAGAGUAUAAAAGAACGCAGAAAGCCCUCUAUGCAAACUUUUCAAUGUCACGGAUGGCUUUUUAUGACCGUUUAUCAGGAAUUGCAUGUGGUUGAAGUCAGUGUGCAACAUAAGGAAAAGCAUGUACCCUAUCGGUGCAUUGACGUCCCACCAGCUGUUCACGAAUUCCUCAAAGAUAAUCCGGGGAUAUCGUUUGCCCAGCUUUGGAAGAAAAUACUGGAAAUGGACCCAGCUCCUGGAUAUAGCAGGAAAGCUAUGCGUCAGUAUAGGAUAGCUAUGGGUCGACAAAGUGACGACAAGAUGGAAACGAGAUGCUGA
This is a messenger RNA of Psilocybe cubensis, 870 nucleotides long. RefSeq lists its product as uncharacterized. The transcript has 3 exons. Bases 1 to 870 code for a protein of 289 amino acids. NCBI's taxonomy places the organism in Eukaryota, Fungi, Basidiomycota, Agaricomycetes, Agaricales, Agrocybaceae. The record is from RefSeq and is a predicted model, not a curated record.